This is a messenger RNA of Anolis carolinensis (green anole), 2013 nucleotides long. RefSeq names its product matrix AAA peptidase interacting protein 1 (gene maip1). The coding region runs from base 113 to 889 and encodes 258 amino acids. Gene Ontology annotation, molecular function: ribosome binding. The record is from RefSeq and is a predicted model, not a curated record. NCBI's taxonomy places the organism in Eukaryota, Metazoa, Chordata, Lepidosauria, Squamata, Anolidae. Gene Ontology annotation, cellular component: mitochondrial inner membrane. The transcript has 5 exons. Gene Ontology annotation, biological process: protein insertion into mitochondrial inner membrane from matrix.
UCCUCCUUGCCUGGCUCAAAAAAGGCGGGCGAAUGUUUCGUAAGCGGAACCUUAGCGGCGUCUCCUUUUGUUCCCACCCGGACUUCUUCCGGCGCCGCUCUCUGAGGGCGCAAUGGCGGCGGCACUGGUGCUGCUGCCGCGGGGCCUCUGUUGCCGGCGCUGCCGCGGCCUCCUCCGGACUGCUGCUUCUUCCGCCGACUUUCCGCGUCGCUCCUUCUUGCUUUUGGCGGCUCCCUCUCCUCUCCUUCCCCCCCGGAGGCUGCCGCCGCCGCUCCCUCCUCCUUCAGCUCGGCCUUUCAGCAGCGACUCCGGGCGAGGGCGGAGGAAGAAGAGGGCCGUGGUGGUGGUGGGGGUCCCCAACCCGCUGAUGUGGCUCCGCACCCGCCUGUACUUCUUCCUCAUCCGCGCCUACUUCGACCAGGAGUUCAGCAUCCACGAGUUCACGGAAGGCGCCAAGCAGGCCUUUGCUCAUGUUUCAAGACUAAUUGCUCAAUGUAAAUAUGACCUCCUGGAGGAGCUUGUCUCAAAAGAGAUGGUACAGAUACUGAAGGAGAAGCUUUCUUUACUGUCUGAAAAUCACCGAAGUGCCCUUGCUGCUGAUAUGGAUGAAAUAAUGUAUACAACAGCUGGAGAUGUUGGCAUUUACUACGAUGAUAGUGGAAGAAAAUUUGUCAGUAUCCUGAUGCGCUUCUGGUACCUGACUAGUGCUGACCUUCCUGACGAGACUCCAGAUGGAACCAAAGUAUUCCAAGUUGUCUUUGGAGAUGAAGCAUCAAAGGAAACAAAGCGUCUUUUAACAGCAAAUUAUGAAUUCCGAAGAGAAUUUACACAAGGUGUGAAACCCGACUGGACAAUUACCCGAAUUGAACAUCCAAAGUUAUUAGAAUAAGUUCCCUGGACACAGACUUUCCUAGAAAACUAUCAGCAAACUGACAUAUCAACAGACAUCUCAGCAAGUGUGUUCCACCGUUUCUUGUGGAGAACUUUUGUACUUGUUGAUUACCUUAACACAGUCUUGUCCCCAAAGCAUAAAAUAAAUUUUUGUAUCGCCAACCUGGAAAUCUCAGAAACCUGUUCCUGAUCUGCCACUGGACUUACUAGGACCCUGUCUGCCUUCGGUGAUGAGAAACCUUGAGGUGAAUUUGAAAGAAAAUAUGUGUUGGCUAGAUGUUUGUGUUGGAAUGUCACAUCUUUUUCCAAGUGAAUAUUCAUAAAUAGACAUUGGAAGCCUUGGAAAAACCACUAAGAAAACGUGAUCAUUCCAAACGCUGUACUUCUAUUUUACAUAAAAAAUUGGGGGUGUUUUUUUUUAAAGUCUUCACUAUAGGAUCAGAACUGUGAGAAGUAAUUUGAAGUUUAUCUUUUCAUUCCUUUCUUGUUUCCACUCAUCUAUUACACGAGAAAAGAUCAUUCAAUAGAUUGAACUUACAUAAAAUAUAACUAUGAUGAAUGAAGUCAACAACUUUUUCCUUGCAUCUGGCCAGUGGAGGGAAACAUAAACUCCUAAGGACUGAUUCAGAUCAGUGACUCAUUGAAUAGUGUGGCUGUUGGAGGAUCUGUGGAGCUAUGGUGUGAAGUCUUUCUUUGCUUGGUUAGCCCAGGAGGGCAAAGAAGGAUUCAGUCAUGCAAAGAUUCCCUGCCUGGUCCUAGAAAGAGUUGGAAAAUUGCAUCCUUUUGUGCUUUUGAUUGUACAUGGAAGUUUGCAGUUUAUCCACACUUAUAACACCUGGACUAAGCACCCACUUUGGAAAAAUAUGAGGAGAUGCCACUAAAGGGCCGAUAAUAUGAGAAUAUUACACUCCACUUUUACAUGUGAAAGCUUUUCAGAGUAGUGUUAUUUAUAUUGUGCCUUCUAGUACAUUAUGCUUCAUAAUGGCUCUGGCAAGAAAUAAUAAAAGAAGGUGGAAAUGGAGGCAUGUCUAAACACAGCAGUAACUAGAAAAGCAUGAUUUAAUGGGACCUUUUUACCUCUCAAGUGAAACACUUGGAAUAAACCUUAAAAUGAAACAUAAA